AUGUCAAAUAAUAGUGUAAAACGUCCAGGUGUUGGGGUGGGGGUGUUGGUGACGGACUCAGCCCACCCAGGCUGCGUUCUCCUCGGGAAACGGAGAAGCGCCGUGGGCAGAGGGACAUACCAGCUCCCCGGUGGCCACUUGGAGUUUGGGUACGUAGCUAGCUAGCAUACCCCAUUCAUACUUAUUUCACAACACACACUUAACAGCACUUUUUACAGCUAAUAUUUACAAUGCACGGUCAUGUAUGAAUGUUUUAUCUUGGACUUCAUUCAAAUAAUUCAGCUUAUUUGUCGCUUUAUCAUCAAACAGGCUGUUCUACUUACGCUAUGAUAAGCAUUGUGUUGUUGUAAAUAUACACAUUACAGUGUAAUAAUAAUGUUAUUGGUUGCCUGUAAUUAUGCCGAAUUCUUAUGAAGUGUUCAGAAAAUAGUGUGACACAUGUAAGAUUAGCAAAACCACAUAUGCUUUCUUAAAAAAGUGGAAAACCUGUAAAUGUAAUGAAAAAUAAAUGGGGUUUGGUUAUAAGCAGAAAAGUGAACCAAGGUUAUAUUCAACAGCCAUUCAUCUCAAAGUAAAGCCCCAGUUCGCUGAGGAGUUGGACAGUUGUGGUUGUGCAUUUUCACAAGUAUCUGUUGCCUGUUAACUGUAGAGAAACCAAACCAGUGCAUGUGACAUUCAUUUCUAUGUCACUGUAAGAGAGACAUGGGAGGAGUGCGCUCACAGAGAGGUGCUGGAGGAAGCAGGGGUGCAUUUGGUGAAUGUCCGCUUUGCAUCAGUGGUGAACUCCAUCAAACUUGAGGAGCAGUACCACUACGUCACCAUAAUUAUGCAAGGGGAACUGGACAAGAAGCAGCCUGGGGAGCCAGAGAACCUGGAGCCAGAGAAAAAUGAGGGUAUGUUUUUGUUUGUCUCUCCUGGCACUGAGUGGGAAAAAAAAGCCUGCCACUAAUACAGUGUGUGUAUCUCCUAAUCCAGGUUGGACGUGGACACAGUGGGACCAGUUUCCUCCAGAGGAACAGCUCUUCUUGCCAUUAGCCGGUUUGAGACAACAAGGCUUCCGGCCAUUUGGGAACAAAGUCACAAACACUGAAACGCUGCUCUGA
This is a messenger RNA of Xyrichtys novacula (pearly razorfish), 1103 nucleotides long. Lineage: Eukaryota; Metazoa; Chordata; Actinopteri; Labriformes; Labridae. The record is from the annotation of a GenBank genome assembly.